AUGGCGUCGUCUUCGCUCCGCUUUGUCAUGGUCUGCCAGAAGUGCGAAACGAAGCUGCGCACGACCGCGACGUCGGAUCCCUUUCGUAAUCGGAAUGCAGCGGGCUUUUUGGUUGCCACAGGAUCAGGGUCGCGUGCCGCGCCUGCGCGUGGUCCGGCAGCGCCUGUCGGUGGCGGCCGCAAGAUUGGCGAGAACAAGCUGCUUUCCAAAGCGAAUCGCUUCUCGCCGUUGGAUGCCAAGUGCAAACUGUGCAAGCAGCGAGUUUCACAGGAACGUGCCCAGUACUGUCAAAACCUUGCCAUGGUCGCUUCCACCACGCCUACCAACCUGCGCAACAAUGAAGGGAUCGCGAACUACAACAAGUUUUGGCAGGCGAACUCUACCAAUGACUCCAAAGUGGACAUGGACAAUCGGUUGGACCAGUACACCACUGUGGUGAAUAGCUACUACGACGGUGCAACGGAUUUGUACGAGUACGGUUGGGGUACCAAUUUUCACUUUGCGCGGUACUACCCCGGUGAGGCAUUCUACCAGGCCAUUGCGCGUCACGAACAUUUCCUUGCCCACAAGAUGAGCUUGCGCCGCGGGAUGCGCGUCCUCGAUGUUGGCUGUGGUGUUGGCGGUCCUGCGCGCGAAAUUGCGCGCUUUUCCGAGGUAAACAUUGUUGGCGUAAACAACAAUGCGUACCAAGUCGACCGUGCGAACCGCUACACUGCGAAGGCCAACCUUGAGAACCAGGUCGAGUUUGCCAAGGGCGACUUUAUGAACCUCGUGAGCCAGUUUGGUGAGAACAGCUUCGACGCUGUGUACGCCAUCGAAGCCACCUGCCAUGCGCCCUCGUGGGAAGGCGUGUACAAGCAAAUAUUUGACGUGCUCAAGCCCGGCAGUGUAUUUGGCGUGUACGAAUGGUGCAUGACUGACGCAUACGACGCCAACAAUCCCGAGCACCGCCGUGUUGCCCACGGCAUUGAACUUGGCGAUGGCAUCCCUGAAAUGCGCACGAUUGCACAGGCGCGCGCCGCGCUCAAGCACGUUGGUUUCGAGAUCGAGGUCGACGAGGACCUGGCAGACAAAGGCGACAAGGUCGAGUGGUACUAUCCCCUUGAGGGCGACAUCCGCAAGGUGCAGACGUUCUGGGACAUUUUUACCUGUUGGCGCAUGACACGUCUCGGCAAGUUUACCACGCAGACGGGCGUCUCCAUUCUCGAAAAGUUGGGGCUCGUGCCCAAAGGCACGUACGACAUGGGCGAGUCCCUCAAGGUCGCUGCCGACGCCCUGGUUGCCGGUGGCCAGCAGAAGCUCUUCACCCCGAUGAUGCUUUUUGUCGCGCGCAAGCCGAGUAAAUAA
Messenger RNA from Malassezia vespertilionis, 1347 nucleotides. RefSeq names its product sterol 24-C-methyltransferase (gene ERG6). Gene Ontology annotation, molecular function: sterol 24-C-methyltransferase activity. The record is from RefSeq and is a predicted model, not a curated record. Gene Ontology annotation, cellular component: endoplasmic reticulum. Gene Ontology annotation, biological process: ergosterol biosynthetic process. Lineage: Eukaryota; Fungi; Basidiomycota; Malasseziomycetes; Malasseziales; Malasseziaceae. The coding region runs from base 1 to 1347 and encodes 448 amino acids. The transcript is spliced from 3 exons.